UGGGGCCACAUUUGGCCACAACAUCUUGAAUUCGGGCCAUUUCUUGCAAUACGGCUGCUGUGUCAUCAUCCCUGCUGCCUGCUCAUUAAGCCUGAAAUCAAGCAGCUCGUUAAGCCCACGAGGGCAGGGGUGCCAGCCCCUACCCGGGGGUGAAACACCGGAGCAGGGUCUGCCCCUGGGUACUCACCUCUACUUCUGGUUUGCCAGCACAGGGGAUGUUUGCAGCAGCGUUGCUGUCUCCAGAUGCCUGCAGAAGCCUGUGCUGAAAACAGCUCCUGGCUUGGACUCUGGCGAGGGAAGAUUUUGCUGCUUCCAGGGGUUUGUUGCAGGGAUGUGAUGCAAAGACGCGCUGGAACAUCCUGACUUGGUGCCGCCGCAGCGGGAGACCCGUGGGAAAAGACAGGGAGCAUCUUCUCUUGGCCUUAGGGCAUGCGUGUGCCAGGGAAUGAGUGACAAGCAGCUCCCCACAGCUCCCGGCCACCCCACCAGCGAUGGGGACACCAACACCUCAGCCCCCAGCUGCCCUGAGCACUGGGUUGAGCCCCAGUUCACCCCAGCAGCGAGGGUCCGUGUGGUGGUCACAGCUGUCUUCUUCCUGCUGGCGGCGGGCAGCAACGCGGCCGUGCUGGGCAGCCUGCUGAAGAAGAGGAGGAAAUCCCACGUGCGGCCGCUGAUCCUCAGCCUGGCACUGGCCGACCUGCUGGUGACGCUGGUGGUGAUGCCCCUGGACGCGGCGUGGAACGUGACGGUGCAGUGGUACGGAGGGGACAUCUCCUGCAAGGUCCUCAACUUCCUCAAGCUCUUCGCCAUGUACGCGGCUGCCCUGGUGCUGGUGGUCAUCAGCCUGGACCGGCAGGCGGCCGUGCUCCGUCCCUUCUCCCGCGCUCGCCGCCGCAACGGGCUGCUCCUCCGUGCUGCCUGGGCUGGCAGCCUGCUCCUGGCUUUGCCACAGCUUUUCCUCUUCCACCUGCGCACAGUUCCAGGAGGGAACUUCACCCAGUGUGUUACUCAUGGGAGCUUCCGAGCGCACUGGGAGGAAACUGUCUACAACAUGUUCACCUUCACCACCCUCUACAUCACCCCCCUGAGUGUCAUGAUCGUUUGCUACAUCCGGAUUGUUUGGGAGAUCAGUAAGCAGCUGAAGAUCAACAAAGGUUUGAUGAGAAGUCAAAAUGACCACAUCUCCAAGGCCCGCAUGAAGACUCUCAAGAUGACCAUAGUGAUUGUUGCCACCUUCAUCAUAUGCUGGACCCCAUACUACCUCCUGGGCUUGUGGUACUGGUUCCAGCCAGCCAUGAUCCAGAAGAUGCCAGAGUAUGUCAACCACAGCUUCUUUCUCUUUGGCUUGCUGCACACGUGCACUGACCCCAUCAUCUAUGGACUGUACACCCCCUCCUUCAGGGAGGACGUGCAGUUGUGUCUCAGGGGCAUUGAAACAGCCAUUAGCAGGCACGAGAGACAUCAGCCUGUCUCAGUUUCAGAGAAGAACAUCAAAGAUGGUGUUGUAAAUGGUGGGGUGGCAUCAGGGUGCUCCAAUGGGACAACUGCCAACACGGUCUGCUGAAGGGGAUGGGAGGCACAGCUUUGGGGGCUGCUUUGUUCCAUUGGAGCAGUCUGGAAACUGCCGUAAGGAGGUUUGCCACCCAGCUUUGAUGGGUCAGGGUCUCUGGCCUCAAACCAGGAAAGUGUCUCCUGCCUGCACUCAGGGUGAAAAACACUUGGGGGUAUUAUGG
This is a messenger RNA of Apus apus (common swift), 1733 nucleotides long. Its product is annotated as gonadotropin-releasing hormone II receptor-like. Lineage: Eukaryota; Metazoa; Chordata; Aves; Apodiformes; Apodidae. Gene Ontology annotation, biological process: G protein-coupled receptor signaling pathway. The record is from RefSeq and is a predicted model, not a curated record. The transcript has 4 exons. The coding region runs from base 446 to 1564 and encodes 372 amino acids. Gene Ontology annotation, cellular component: membrane. Gene Ontology annotation, molecular function: peptide binding; gonadotropin-releasing hormone receptor activity.